AAUUGUCCAUUUCCUUGGUAAGAUCAUAUUCUUUUUUUUUCCCUGUUGGUAAACCCUAAUUUUAUUUUGAUCUCUCUCUAAUUGUAGCUAAUCCAUCACCAUGGCUAAAAGCUCCUUCAAAUUGGAACACCCUCUUGAAAGGCGACAGGCUGAAGCUGCUCGUAUCAGGGAGAAGUACCCUGAUAGAAUACCGGUUAUUGUGGAGAAGGCUGACAGAAGUGACAUUCCUGACAUUGACAAGAAAAAGUACUUGGUUCCUGCUGAUCUAACUGUGGGGCAAUUUGUUUAUGUCGUUCGUAAGAGAAUAAAGCUUAGUGCUGAAAAGGCUAUUUUUAUCUUUGUGAAAAAUAUCCUUCCUCCCACAGCUGCCAUGAUGUCCGCCAUUUAUGAGGAGCACAAAGAUGAGGACGGCUUCCUGUACAUGACCUACAGUGGAGAGAAUACAUUUGGAUCCUUUUGAAAAUGCAGUCAAACCUCUCUGCCUGUAAAUAACUCUUACUAGAAAAGAACAUGUAAAUUCGUUCUUCUCGCGUUAUCUUUCCUCUAAAAGACGGAAUCUUAUGUCUGUUUCGUACUUGUUUAGCCUUUGGUUAACAUCAACUUGUUUCAAGUAUAUAUAUCUACUCUAUGCAGUUACUCAUUUUCCCUCUG
Molecule: messenger RNA, 651 nt
Organism: Solanum lycopersicum (tomato)
Lineage: Eukaryota; Viridiplantae; Streptophyta; Magnoliopsida; Solanales; Solanaceae
Source: RefSeq, a predicted model, not a curated record